AUGUCACCUGUCAUUGUGACAUUAAUUAUUUUUGAAUUUCUGUUAUUUCUAUUUGGUGAAGCACUUUACUGUUAUAACUGUGCAUCCAAUUUACCUUCGAAUAUUAGUAAGGAUGCGCAACGAGCAUUCAAAACGGUACUUUAUUCAACCUUUAUGGUACCACCGGUUGAUAAAUCAUGCAUCAAUUCAGAAGAUGUUGCAUUCAGAACCGUAAAACAGAUUGAUUGUUUACCGGAUGAUCAGUGUGUCAAAAUUACAGUACGACAAAAAAAUUUACAAUUUGUUAUGCGUGGCUGUCAAAAAUUUAUAUUUCGUGAUAAGGUGAUUGAUAACAAAAUGAUAUGCCAUCAUGUUCAUAGCCCUUCAAUUUGUCAUUGUAGCGGUAAUUUGUGUAAUAGCGCCUUAAUAUUUUCAUCUUAUAAUUAUAUAUGUUCUUUAAUAUUUUUUAUAAUUUUGUUAAGUUCUGUGUAA
Messenger RNA from Brugia pahangi, 471 nucleotides. NCBI's taxonomy places the organism in Eukaryota, Metazoa, Nematoda, Chromadorea, Rhabditida, Onchocercidae. The record is from the annotation of a GenBank genome assembly.